Molecule: messenger RNA, 1524 nt
Organism: Penicillium soppii
Lineage: Eukaryota; Fungi; Ascomycota; Eurotiomycetes; Eurotiales; Aspergillaceae
Product: putative transcription factor Rap1
Exons: 4
Coding region: 1-1524 (507 amino acids)
Biological process (GO): telomere maintenance via telomere lengthening; regulation of DNA-templated transcription
Cellular component (GO): shelterin complex
Molecular function (GO): telomeric repeat DNA binding
Source: RefSeq, a predicted model, not a curated record
AUGUCUUUCAAUGCAAUCAACCAGUCUCAAGCUGAAGAUGUACCAACGCUAUUCCAAGGCGCACGAUUCUGGCUAUCCCAGACCAUUCCACAGAGGUCAACAUUCAAAGAAUUGAUCAAGAAACAUGGUGGUACCGUUGUGCUAAUGGAAGGUGAUGCGGAUGUCAAGCUUGUGGACCAUACGAGGAAAAACCUCCCUAGUGACACAUUCUCAUAUCAAUAUGUGGAGCGCUCCAUUCAAAAGAGACAACUUGAAGAUUUGGAAGCUCACAGAGCAGGGCCUUCUAAACCCCGUCCAAUGGGGGCAUCAAACAUCCCCACGAAAGGCACAAGAACGUUUUACAAUCUAAAAGAGGAUCAACUUCUUUUUGACUGGGUUGAGCAUUUUAAACAAGAGCCAGGAGCGCCUGUCCAAGGUAACAGGAUAUAUCAAGAGUUGGGCGAAUUGUAUCCCAGUCAUUCGUGGCAGUCCUGGCGCAGUCGAUACAUAAAGCAUUUGAAUGGCAAAGACCGUCCAGGCGGCGGCGUACCUCGAUCACAUGAAGAGUUGAUACAGUCUGCACCAGCCCAGGGGCAAUACCCAAAGACUUUACCCACCCGGACUGAAACAGCACCAAAAGAAAAAAUGAGCUCAGGGGUUUCUCAACCACAGUCAUCUGCUCUAACUCCCAACAAUACCAUGAUUAGCUCAAAACGAAAACGAGAUCCGGUUCCUGCGGUAUCUAACCCAUCUCGAACCCAAGUCUCACCCUCGAAAAGAAGAGCGAUUGAAGCUUCUACUUCCACGGGCUCUCUCUUUCUUCGCGGCAGUGAUCAAACCUGUGGGCCACAGCCCAGGUCUCCAACAAUUACGACACCGCCGGGCCUCACUCAGGGACCAACAAGAGACACCCACGGCACGUCCUCCUCAAGUCGAAGACCGAUUGAAGGUCUGGGGCUUGUCAAUCUCCCCACACAGACGCUUCCUACGCAAAGUCCUCAGCAAACAGCGCACGGACCCGCACUGCGCCCAGAAGAUAAUGCUCAAAAACCAGCGCGGGUACCCCGGCCAUUAGGGGACAAUGCGUUCGCCAAGUUCGGUCGAUUUAAGAAGCAAGAGCACAAGGCAGCGCCGCCGGUCGCCGAUCCCUACAAGGACCCUGUCGACCCUGUGUUCCUAGAAUUACCAUUCCUACCAUCCAGUCCAGCAUCAGAGGUCGCUGAGGAAGACACCGAAGAGAUACCUGAUGUUGACAGCUGGAUCGAUCAACGGCUGGCGCGAGGCGCCAAUGAAUCACAUGUCUUCGAUGCCUUGCGCUGUACAAGUAUGAUUCCAGAAAUGGCCGACAGAGUUCUGGAGUCCCUCGCCGCUGGAAAUGAUAUCCCGAACGACAUACCUGGUGUCUGGACAGCAGAGGACGAUCAAUGUCUACAAGCGCAAGAUCACUCUGAGGUGCAGCGUGCGUUAUCGAAGCACGGAUCUGAGGCUUUCAAGGAAAGAUGGGAAUACUUACGCAUGGCUCGGGAAACGGGUCUCAUUGACUGA